UCCUAUAUGACUAAUUAGCAGAGGUGCGCGUGCUUCAGUUGAGAGUAGCGUCAUGUGAGCCUGAGAGAGAAGCAGCUUCACGUCUGUUUGUUUGUUUAUCGAAGAAGUGACUGUGAAAUAUAUCUUCAGUGAUUUAUGAAGCUGAGGGAUGUUUAUGUGGUUGUUUUGAUCCCUCUGAGGUGUUUUAUUUCUGGAAGGUUGAGCGAGCACGUGAAGGGAAAUGGACGAUGGAAGUAAACAACCACACACAUUUGGGGGUGGACAGCAGCAGAGAAACCACCACCCCAGACCUUUCUUCUACGUCCAGCCUCCAUCUCAACCUUACUACCUCUACCACCAGUGGCAGAUGAACAACCCGUACAAUCACUUUGGUUUACCUGGAGGUUUUAACAUGAACCGUGCCUGCAUGCCCCAGUACCAGUACAUGCAGUACCCUGGGUUUGUUUACCCUCAUGCUCCUUUAUACCCCAUGGAUUACAGGCGCAUGUUUGAACCUCGCUUCCACGCUCCUCCUACCUGGAAUGACGUUCCCCAUCAUCAUCAGCAGCAUCUGCAUCAGCAGCAGCAUCAGCCCCAUCACCUGCAGCCUCAGGGCCGGCGAGAAAUGGCGUGCUCAGAGGUUCAAACCGACCCCAGCGACGCCAUCUCCAAACUCAUCGAAUGCCUGGAUAAAAUCCGAGCCAGCGAGCUGCAGGGCGCGGAGAGGGAGCUGGACUCGGGUGUCGCCUCGCAGUCCUCCGGGAUGUUUUCUCCUCCAGAAGAGAAGAAGAGUGAAGAGCAGGGUCACAGGCUUCCUUCAGCAGCUGGUGUGAGCCAUUUGGAGUCCCCAGCAGUGACUUUCAGUGACUCUACAACAGCUGUGUACGACGGAGAGUCCAGCCAGAGGAGCUUAGAAGGCCUGAGCCCUCAUGGAUGCUGGUCUGGAGGUUUGGAGGAGCCUCUUGAUAGCUCGUCUGUUCACGAGGAGAGUCCUGAUCGGGAGCAGGCUGCAGCAGCAGAGAAGCACUUCCUCGCUCUGGAGAGAGAAGCGGUCACAGAUAUCCAGCCAGAUAUCUCCACGACCGAUCCAAGUGCUUUGACUUACUGCACCGAAGACAUCCAGAGGCCCAAAGUGGAUUCAAACCUGCCUUCCAAACUAUUGGUGCAUUCUCCUGCUUCUUCAAAAGCUGCAAAAAUCUGCAACAAAUCCUCAAAGACAGAUCCCAAGAAAGCAGAGUCAAGCUUCCAGAUCCUCAAGCUGCCGUUUGAGAGCGUUCUGACGUCCGGAGAAGCUGCAGCCGGUCGCCUCCCCUCCCCUGCUGCCCCCUACCACUACAACUACCUCGCCGUGCACAGCACACACGAGCGUAUGAGCGUCCUCAGCCCCUCUCUGGACGAGCUCUCCUCCAGAGAUGAGAUGUUCUCCACGGAUCUGGAUGACGCAGAGCUCUUCCCCAAACACGUGUACGCAGGCAGGAGGCUCGCAGAGGUCGUCAGCGGGUCCCCAUGUGCUGCCGAAGACACAGAAGAAGUGUGGCUGCAGGGUUCAAAGAGGUCCAUGUGCACCUGUUGUGGGGAAAGUUUAGCCAAAGGGGCGAGCAGGAGCAAAGUGCACGGUGCGAAGAUGUACAGGGAUGAAGCUGGAGACUCUGAGGAGGAGGGCAGGUACGGGAGAGGGUGCGAGCAGCCGCUCAGAGUCGUGGUGAGGAAGCAUUCGGCACCCAGGAAGACUCAGUCUGUCCCGCUGAGACACGCCGCAAAACCAUGGUACAAAAGAGGCCAGUACAAAGAUCCAUCAGACCCCAUCGACCAGGAGGAAGAACACGACGUGUGCAAGCAGGAGGCAGCUGACGCAGAGGUCGUAGAGAUGACUGUGAGUGAACUGCAGUGCAGAACAUGUCAGGACAGACUCUGCAGAGAUGACCUGAGCACGUCAAGCCCAGGCAGGAGAGGAGACAGUGACGGGAUUCCCAGGAGGAGACAAGCAACCCCGCUGCAGCGGCAAGAGAUGAGCACUCAGAGGAAAGUGAUGUACCACAGGCCACGAGACGAGGACGACGACGAGCCGCCUCCUGCACACUGGGAGAGAGGCUCCACCAUGAGAGGAGAACCAAGAUGUUGAAGUCCCAGGAUUGACUUAUGAGAAUAGUGUGUUGAACUGUCCCCCUAAAGGUGUAAUUGUUCUGGGAUAAUGUGUUAAAGUAUUUAGAGCACCAGGUGAAAUGCACUGCACAGAAAAAAACUCUUUAAGUUCAGAUAAAAGUAAAAAAAAAUAUGUAUAAAGUUCCUGCAGUGACUCUGCACCGUGCACUAUCCAUGAGUUUUGAUUUCACGAAGAGAAAAAUGGUCUAAAAGGUUGUUGAAGACGAGGGUGAGCCACUGUGUGGGGCCAGUCCAAUAAAAUGUCAUGAUUUAA
Messenger RNA from Notolabrus celidotus (New Zealand spotty), 2395 nucleotides. RefSeq lists its product as uncharacterized. The record is from RefSeq and is a predicted model, not a curated record. Bases 221 to 2101 code for a protein of 626 amino acids. The transcript has 7 exons. Lineage: Eukaryota; Metazoa; Chordata; Actinopteri; Labriformes; Labridae.